Messenger RNA from Cucumis sativus (cucumber), 1921 nucleotides. Its product is annotated as aspartyl protease family protein At5g10770. NCBI's taxonomy places the organism in Eukaryota, Viridiplantae, Streptophyta, Magnoliopsida, Cucurbitales, Cucurbitaceae. The record is from RefSeq and is a predicted model, not a curated record. The transcript has 3 exons. Gene Ontology annotation, biological process: proteolysis. Bases 125 to 1546 code for a protein of 473 amino acids. Gene Ontology annotation, molecular function: aspartic-type endopeptidase activity.
GUAGUGCUUAUCGUCCUUAUUUAUAAAGGACUUAAGCGUCCUUCCACUCUCACCAAUAUCAACAAAAUCAUUUUUUGUAAUUUAAUUUCCAAUAGAGCUCUCUGAGCUCUCUCAAUUCACAUCCAUGGCGUCUCUUUCUUCAAUAAUGCUUUUCUUUGCUUUUUCUUCCCUUUUCUUUCAAGCUUUCGCCGGAAAACUCUCUCCGGACUCCCACUUCCUCACUGUCGAUCUCGCCGGCCUUUUCCCCUCCGCCUCCUGCACCCGCCGCUCCCCUCAAGUCCAUACAUCAAGUCUGGGAGAGCAGUCAUCGCUGGAGGUGAUUCACCGGCACGGCCCAUGCGGCGACGAAGUUUCAAACGCUCCGACGGCAGCCGAAAUGUUGGUGAAAGAUCAGAGUCGAGUGGAUUUCAUCCACUCCAAAAUCGCAGGGGAGCUGGAAUCCGUAGACCGUUUACGAGGGUCGAAGGCCACAAAAAUUCCGGCAAAGUCCGGGGCGACGAUCGGGUCGGGGAACUACAUAGUGAGUGUGGGUCUAGGAACGCCGAAGAAAUACUUGUCGCUUAUAUUUGACACCGGUAGCGAUUUGACGUGGACUCAAUGUCAGCCUUGUGCUAGAUAUUGCUACAACCAGAAAGACCCUGUUUUCGUCCCUUCUCAAUCCACUACUUAUUCCAAUAUCUCUUGUUCUUCGCCGGAUUGCUCUCAGCUUGAAUCAGGCACAGGAAACCAGCCUGGCUGCUCCGCCGCAAGAGCUUGCAUUUACGGAAUACAAUACGGCGAUCAAUCUUUCUCUGUUGGAUAUUUCGCCAAAGAAACCCUAACCUUAACCUCCACUGACGUUAUAGAAAAUUUCCUCUUCGGUUGCGGCCAAAACAACCGUGGACUCUUCGGGAGCGCUGCCGGUCUAAUUGGCCUUGGCCAGGACAAAAUCUCCAUCGUCAAACAAACCGCACAAAAGUACGGUCAGGUCUUCUCCUACUGCCUCCCUAAAACCUCCAGUUCCACCGGCUACUUAACCUUUGGCGGCGGCGGUGGCGGUGGCGCUCUUAAAUACACGCCGAUCACAAAAGCACACGGCGUCGCAAAUUUCUACGGCGUCGACAUCGUAGGCAUGAAGGUUGGCGGAACUCAAAUUCCGAUUUCUUCGUCGGUUUUCUCGACCUCCGGGGCGAUAAUCGAUUCCGGAACAGUUAUCACACGGCUGCCACCGGAUGCGUACAGCGCGUUGAAAUCAGCGUUUGAGAAAGGAAUGGCGAAGUAUCCGAAGGCGCCGGAGCUUUCGAUUUUGGACACGUGUUACGAUUUGAGCAAAUACUCCACCAUACAGAUCCCGAAAGUGGGGUUUGUGUUUAAAGGAGGAGAAGAACUCGAUUUGGACGGCAUCGGAAUCAUGUAUGGAGCAUCAACGUCGCAGGUGUGUUUGGCGUUCGCCGGAAAUCAAGAUCCGAGCACCGUGGCCAUUAUCGGAAAUGUGCAACAGAAGACUUUGCAAGUGGUUUACGACGUCGGUGGAGGAAAAAUUGGGUUUGGUUAUAAUGGUUGUUAGAGGUCUUUUAUAAGAAUAGGUGUGUGGUGGGGCUAAUAAUGAAAUGGGAAAAAGAAAAAAAAGAAAAUGAUAUUUUCAAAAAAGAAAAGAAAAUAAUGGGAAAAAAAGAAAAAUUUUAUUUAUAAAAAGGGUUCAAGAAAUUGGAUUAGUGAAGAAUUGGUGUGAGAAGAAAAAAAGGUUGAAAGAAGUUUGCAAAUGUAUAGGAUUAAAAGCCUUUUGUUUGUUGCUUCAUAUAUUUGUUAAUUGUAGUGCUUGUAAUUGGAACCUUGCAAGUUGUAAUGUUUCCUCUUUGUAUGAUAUGACAAAAAAAAAAAAAAAUUGAAGUUUCAAUUGAUUAGCACGUACUUUUCUAUGGAAAGAUUAGAAGUUCAAAUA